AUAAAACAAUAAAACUUGAACUUGAACCUUCAGUCUGCUAGCGCUACCUGGAUUCAACUGUGAAUUUCCAUUACAACUGGUGUCAAACUUUGAAAAAAUUUAAUGCCAAUCAAAACGGUGAACAAUUAUCAAAUAUUGGACCGGACGUACUGUCUAUAGCAAGCAUUUGAAAUUCAAAUUUAAUCCGCUACUGUGUCAACUUCAGUCGUGUUAAGUCUGUUCAUGAAACUGAUGUUGUUAAAUUAUUGAGGUGAUGUUUAUUCUAGAUCUCAUCCAAAAACUCUACCACAAUGUUGAGUACGUUUGGCCUGACCCUAGGACAAGGCACUACCCUCUGGUUUACACUCCAUCACCAUUCAUAAUCGACGCCAUUUUCCUUCUUUUCACGUACUAUUUGGGACCGAAAUAUAUGCGGGGAAGACAGCCUUAUCGUCUGGAGAAGAUUGUCAUUAUCUACAACUUCUUACAGAUGAUUUUCAAUGGAUAUCUAGUUGUUAAUGUUGUAAGGCUGUGCUACUGGCCGUUGAGAUACAGUUUAUGGUGUCAACCUAUUGAAACUGGGACAUCACCUAGAGAAGUGGAGAUUACUGACCUAGUCUGGCUUUACUAUGCCAGCAAAAUCAUCGAUAUUAUGGAUACUGUAUUCAUAAUUAUGAGGAAAAAGUACUCACAACUUACACUGUUGCAUAUCUAUCAUCACGCGGGCAUGAUAAUAAUUGGAUGGUGUGGCGUAAAGUAUGUUCCAGGCGGUCAAAGUCUAUCAAUCGGAGUGAUAAAUUGUUUUGUUCAUGUUGUAAUGUAUGGAUACUAUUUACUAACAUUGGUUGACAAACGCUAUACAAGUUCAUGGUGGAAGAAGCACAUCACACAAAUGCAAAUGUUGCAGUUCUUCAUAAUCUGGGUUCACCAUUCGAUAUCAGCGGUCAGUGACUGUGGUUAUCCCCGCAUUGCUAGCUCGUUGAUUGUUCCCUGCACAUUCUCCAUCACCUAUCUUUUCGCUAUUUUCUAUUGGAAUGCCUAUGUACAACCCGAAAGAAGGAAAAAAGAAGCAUGAUACUUAGAUGUAGGUAUCCAUCCACCUGUAUUUCAAUACGUUUCUGUUCCAAUAAAUCUUAAUAAUUGUGAAAUGAAAGCUUUACAAUAAUGUAGUCAUACCAUUAUAUCUCUUACCACUAUAUUUUUACUGUAUACAAAGAUUAUUACAUUGAUAAAUUAUAAUUUUUUGAUAAAUUGUGAUUGUAGUAUGCAAAGUAACAACUCUCAAAUUUUCAGUCAUGUAUUUUGUUGAUGUAUGAUCAUCAUAUUAAACGUAAAAAUAGUACUCGGUUUUUAUUUUAUUUUUCAAGUUUUCAACCCUUUAAUUUGGGAACAGUCAGGUAAUAAAUU
This is a messenger RNA of Nilaparvata lugens (brown planthopper), 1386 nucleotides long. RefSeq names its product elongation of very long chain fatty acids protein. The transcript has 6 exons. Gene Ontology annotation, cellular component: endoplasmic reticulum membrane. The record is from RefSeq and is a predicted model, not a curated record. Bases 254 to 1054 code for a protein of 266 amino acids. Gene Ontology annotation, biological process: fatty acid elongation, monounsaturated fatty acid; fatty acid elongation, polyunsaturated fatty acid; sphingolipid biosynthetic process. Gene Ontology annotation, molecular function: fatty acid elongase activity. NCBI's taxonomy places the organism in Eukaryota, Metazoa, Arthropoda, Insecta, Hemiptera, Delphacidae.